Myripristis murdjan (pinecone soldierfish) is the source of this 1832-nucleotide messenger RNA. It is a transcript of the gene clvs2, whose product is annotated as clavesin 2. The transcript has 5 exons. Lineage: Eukaryota; Metazoa; Chordata; Actinopteri; Holocentriformes; Holocentridae. Gene Ontology annotation, biological process: lysosome organization. The coding region runs from base 292 to 1293 and encodes 333 amino acids. Gene Ontology annotation, cellular component: clathrin-coated vesicle; trans-Golgi network; membrane. Gene Ontology annotation, molecular function: phosphatidylinositol bisphosphate binding. The record is from RefSeq and is a predicted model, not a curated record.
GGCGCAGGUGGAUUUGCAGUGUUGCUGUGGUUAGAAGUGAAUGGCCCAUAUGUUGAUGAUGCAUCAUAGGAGCAUCAUAGCAGCAUCCUCUUUGCCUGCUCAGGGGCGAUUCCCGUCCACAGCACAGGCCUGCUUCUGAAGUGAGCUUUUAAUCAGACAACUCUAAAGGAAUUAACCCUAAACAUUCCCCCCUCUUUUUUGGCUUGAAGCCUGACAUUUUAUUUUUAUCGUACUGCUUACCCUUCCACUGGAAACUGGUGUGGUCCCAGUGGACGGACACCAGUUGGCAGGAUGACUCACUUACAGGCUGGCCUUUCCCCGGAGACCCUGGAGAAGGCUAAGGUGGAGCUGAAAGAAAACCCGGAGACAUUACACCAGGACAUCCAGGAGGUGCGGGACAUGAUCAUCACCCGGCCAGACAUCGGCUUCCUCAGGACAGACGACGCGUUUAUCCUCAGAUUUCUCCGGGCGAGGAAAUUUAACCAUUUCGAGGCGUUUCGGCUGCUGGCUCAGUAUUUCGAGUACCGACAGCAGAACCUGGAUAUGUUCAAGAACCUGAAAGCCACAGACCCUGGCAUCAAGCAGGCCCUGAAGGACGGCUUUCCCGGUGUGCUGGCCAAUCUGGACAGAUACGGCAGGAAAAUAAUGGUCUUGUUUGCAGCUAACUGGGACCAGAGCAGGUACACAUUUGUUGACAUACUGAGGGCUAUCCUACUGUCACUGGAAUCUAUGAUUGAAGAUCCAGAGCUGCAAGUCAAUGGCUUCAUCCUCAUCAUCGACUGGAGUAACUUCACCUUCAAGCAGGCCUCCAAGCUGACUCCCAGCAUGCUGCGGCUGGCCAUCGAGGGGCUACAGGACAGUUUCCCUGCCAGGUUUGGAGGGAUCCACUUUGUUAACCAGCCCUGGUACAUCCAUGCCCUCUACACAGUCAUAAGGCCCUUCCUCAAAGACAAGACCAGAAAAAGGAUCUUCAUGCAUGGCAACAAUCUGAACAGCCUACACCAGCUGAUCCACCCGGAGAUCCUGCCGUCGGAGCUGGGCGGCAUGAUGCCACCAUAUGACAUGGGCACGUGGGCACGAACGCUGCUGGACCACGCCUAUGAUGAAGAGACUGACUAUUGUCCAGAGUCAUACACCCUGUCAGUACAAGACCUGGAGAGAGACCUGGAAAAAGACCUGUCUCCGAAAACCAUGAAGAGGUCUCAGUCCGUGGUGGAGCCCGGUGUUCUGAAACGACCGGAUAAAGUCAAGAGUGAAGAAGACAACAUGCAGCCACUCCUGUCGCUGGACUAAACACACAUAGACAGCUGGAAACUACCCCCUGACCACACACACAAACUGACACACACAUACAGGUGCAGCUCAAUAAAUCAGAAUAUCAUCAAAAAGUUGAUUUAUUUCAGUAAAUCAAUUUAAAAAGUGAAACUCAUAUAUUAUAUAGAUUCAUUACACACAGACUGAUAUAUUUCAAGUGUUUAUUUCUUUUAAUUUUGAUGAUUAGAACGUACAGCUAAUGAAAACCCAAAAUUCAGUAUCUCAGAAAAUUAGAAUAUUGUGAGUGUAUUGGUAUUGGACAGAAAAGGUCAUUGCUAAAGAAGCUGGCUGUUGACAGAGUGCCGUAUCCAAGCACAUUAGUGGAAAGUUGAAUGGAAGGAAAAAAUGUGGUAGAAAAAGGUGCACGAGCAACAGGGAUAACCGCAGCCUUGAGAGGAUUGUGAAACGAAGCCCAUUCAAGAAUUUGGGAGAAAUUCACGAGGAGUGGACUGCAGCUGGGGUCAGUGCUGUGAGAGCCACCACGUACAGAUGGCAUUCCUUGUGUCAAGCCACUCUUG